AUGGCAACCCUAAUUACGAGCCUUUCCCUGGCGGCGGCGCUCCUCCUCCUGCUCGCCGCAGUAUCCGAAGCCUCCCUCCGCGCCACCGUGAUCAUCGAUGACGAGGACGUCAACCAGGGCCGCGGCGGGAGAGGCCGAGAACAACCCGGAAGCUGCUGGUCCCAGCUGCAGAGGCAGGGCAACCUGAGGCGGUGCCAGGACUACAUGAUGCAGGAGGCCCAGCGCGGCGGCAGCGGGUGGAGAGGCGGUCGGCGGCGCGUGGACCCGCAGCAGGACCCCUUCACCGCGUGCUGCAGCGCGCUGAGGCAGAUGGACCCGCAGUGCACCUGCAUGGGCAUCGAGGCCGCCGUGGGGCAGAUGAUGACGGAGCGUCGCGGCGAGAUCAGGGGCCCCUCCUCGACGCAGGCGGCCUGGCAGAUCGCUCAGAGCCUUCCCGGGGAGUGCGGCGUGUCUUCGCCUUCAAGGUGCCAGUUCAAGGCCCAGCCCGGCGGCCGCUACUACACCGACUUCUAA
Molecule: messenger RNA, 513 nt
Organism: Linum tenue
Lineage: Eukaryota; Viridiplantae; Streptophyta; Magnoliopsida; Malpighiales; Linaceae
Source: the annotation of a GenBank genome assembly